AUGCGCCUCACCGCGUCGAGUUUCAGUGAAGAGGCUCAGCCGAUCACAAACCCGAAGGCCCCCGCAGGAUCCAAGGAGGCCGUAAAGAGCUUCAACUAUGACUACUCCUACUGGUCACACUCUCACGACACGGAGGACGCGCCGCCGUUCGCAGAGCAGGCGCACGUGUACAGCGACAUCGGCGAGGAGAUGCUCCAGCACGCCUUCGAGGGCUACAACGUAUGCAUCUUCGCAUACGGCCAGACUGGGUCCGGCAAGUCCUAUACGAUGAUGGGCAAGAUGGAGGAAGGCCAGGAAGGUAUCAUUCCUCUCGUCUGUGAGGAAAUGUUCAACAAAAUCAGCGCCAACGUCGAUGAUGAACUCCAGUAUUCCGUUGAGGUGAGCUACAUGGAGAUCUACUGCGAGCGCGUGCGGGAUCUCCUGAACCCGAAGAACAAGAGCCACUUGAGGGUGCGAGAACAUCCGCUGCUGGGGCCCUACGUCGAGGACCUGGCUAAGCUCGCCGUCAUGAGCUACGAUGAUAUUCAUGACCUCAUCGAUGAAGGCAACAAGGCGCGCACGGUGGCGGCGACGAACAUGAACGAGACGUCGUCGCGUGGAAACCUUGGUGGCAACAGCAAGACUGCCAUGGUGGCAGCCAUCUCCCCUGCUGAUAUUAACUAUGACGAGACGCUCUCUACACUCAGGUACGCGGACCGGGCAAAAGCUAUCCGCUGCAACGCCGUCGUCAACGAGGACGCCAACGCUAAGAUGAUCCGCGAGCUGAAGGAGGAGAUUCAGCGCCUGCGGGAGCUGCUCAAGCAGGAGGGCAUCGAGGUCGAGGAAGGCCCAGAAGGAAAAGUCAUCUAUCCUAACGAGAAUAACCGACCUGCUGAUUUGGGUCCUCAUAGCCAAGAGAUCUCAAAAUUAGCGGCGGGAGGCCUACGCACGACAGGUAACGGCAGCACCACGCAGAUCACAUCGCCCGUCAGCUCUGUCGCUGAGGUCGCCGUCGACCAGCUACAGGCCAACCAGAAACUCAUCGCUGAGCUGAACGAGACCUGGGAGGAGAAGCUAAAGCGCACGGAGUCUGUGAGGCUGCAGCGCGAGGCCGUGUUCGCUGAGAUGGGCGUCGCGCUCAAGGAAGAGNCGGAGUGCCUCCUGUACUACAUCAAGGAUGGCUGCACCAACGUAGGAUCCGCAGAGUUCAACCUCCCGCAGGAUAUCAAGCUCUAUGGCUCCCACAUCAUCGCUGAACAUUGCCGCUUUGAGAACCAAGAAGGGAACGUGACGUUGCACCCCAACAAGGGUGCGCUGUGUUACGUCAACGGCAGGGAGGUCACAGAACCGCUGCUGCUCAAGACCGGUUCUCGGGUCAUCCUGGGCAAGAACCACGUCUUCAGGUUCAACCACCCCGAGCAAGUGCGCGAGCGUCGGGGCGCCAAAAGUCCCGUGGAGACGCCUGGGUCUGGGGAGCCCGCCGACUGGCAGUUCGCGCAGAUCGAGCUGCUGGAGAAGCAAGGUAUCGACCUCAAGGAGGAGAUGCAGAAGCGCCUGGUCACGCUCGAGGAGCAGUACAUCAAGGAGAAGGAAGAGAUCGCCAAGCAGUUUGAUAAAGAAAGAAAGAACUACCAAGCUCGCAUCGACGCCCUGCAGAAGCAAGUAGAGGAACAGAGCAUGACCAUGUCCAUGUAUUCAUCAUACACGACUGAUGACUUCGCCAACAGAGAUGACGAUAUCUUCGUAAACCCUCUGUUUGACGCAGAGUGUCACUGGAGUGAGAGGGAAACUUCCCUCGCUUCAUGGGCUCUGCGCAAGUGGAAGAACCAUCAGUUCACUUCCCUCAGAGACGAUCUCUGGGGUAAUGCUAUUUUCCUUAAAGAAGCUAAUGCCAUUUCAGUCGAACUCAAGAAAAGGUGUGACGGCAGUAACAGCGUCACGCAUUACUGGACGCUGAAGAAACUGAGGCAGCGCUUGACGCUCAUGCGUGAAGUCUACGACUCCGGCUGUCUGUCGCCCACCGCUUCUAGCGUAUACAACAAUAACCUGAUUUCAUCGUUGUCACACGACAUCGUCUCCUCAAAAAACGCUAAAAACGCCCAAGCGCUAAACAACAACUCCUCUGUAUGGGCUUUCUUCACCACAAACGCACAAACUAUGACUUUGGAAGAACCCUGCGUCACGGAGCUGCCCAUGCCUCAUCAACCUGCUCCAGAUGUCUCCCAUGGGUUCACUGCUCGUCUUCGGAAUCAAAUACAAAGGCUGGAGCUGAUGCGCGACAUGUACAGCAACGACGCGCAGUUCUCGCCUUCGUCGCCAGACUGCAACAUCGACAGUCUCACGGGCGGUGACCCCUUCUACGACCGGUUCCCUUGGUUCAGGCGUGUCGGCUGNGGGUACGUGUACCUGAGUAACCUGCUGCUCCCUGUACCGCUGGUGCACCGCGUGGCGAUCGUCAACGAGCGCGGCGACGUGAAGGCCUACCUCAAGGUGGCCGUACAGGCCGUCGCUGCGGACGAGGAUUGCUCAGCGCCCCAGCAGAGCGGCGGCGUCCGCCAGUCCGCGCGCAUUAAGUUCAGCCCGCCGCCCCCCGCCCGCCCCCGCCCACACAAACCGGCGGCGGGGGGCGCCGCUCCCGACGACGAGCGCUACGUCGAGGGGCAGUCUGAUGGCGCCGACGCCGCCAAACUUGAAGAGUUGGGUGAGUCGGACUCAGGCCGAGGCGACAGUUGUCUGAGCAGCACAGCUGAGGAGGAAGAGCUUCCCCCUCACCUCAAGCUGGGGCAGGAGUUCACCUUCAGGGUGACGGUGAUGCAGGCCUACGACGUCGCUCCUGAGUACACCGACGUCUUCUGCCAGUUCAACUUCCGACACCGACACGACGAAGCUUUCUCCACGGAACCCAUCAGCAACACCUGCAAGGGGCCGCCGUUGGGCUUCUACUACGUGCAGAACAUUACCGUGACAGUGACGAAGGCGUUCAUCGAAUACCUGCGCACGCAGCCUGUCGUGUUCGAGAUGCUCGGCCACCACGACCCCCAGCAGCGCCUUAAGACCGAGCCUCCGCACCCCCGUGUAGCGCCCAAAAGGCUGCAGCCACCAGCCAUCCCCAUCAGCCAGCCAGUUCGCCGUGUAGCGCCGAAAAGGCUGCAGCCACCAGCCAUCCCCAUCAGCCAGCCAGUUCGGUCAGCCAGGUUCGGCACACUUCAGUGCCCGACGACCUCGCAGGUGCACGCCAGACAUGACCUCCUCGUCUGGUUCGAGAUUUGCGAGCUGGCCCCCAACGGCGAAUACCUGCCUGCGGCCGUGGACCACGGCACUGACCUGGCUUGUCGUGACCUGCACCUGCUGCAUCAGGGCAUCCAGCGCCGCAUACGCAUCACCAUCGUGCAUGAGAACACACACGACCUCGUGUGGCGCGACGUGCAGGAGCUUGUUAUUGGCCGCAUACGCAACACGCCUGAGAGCCACGAUGACGACAACAGCGACACCUCCGUGCACUCGCUGGGGAUCUUCCCUGGCGAGUACCUCGAGCUGCCAGGGGAGGACCGCACGCUCUUCAGGUUUGAAGCUGCCUGGGACUCUUCCCUGCACAACUCGCUGCUGCUGAACCGCGUCACGCCCAACGGGGAGACCAUCUACAUGACCGUGUCGGCUUACCUCCAGCUGGAGAACUGCGUGCAGCCCCUGACCAUCACGAAGGACCUGUGUCUCGUGCUGUACGGGCGAGACUCGCGCGCCAUGCCGCGGUCUCUGCGCUCGCUCUUCAGCGGCGCCUACAAGUAUGGGCCUGAGGCCAACCGCAUCACCGGCGUCUACGAGGCCUACCUCAAACGGGCCUCUGAGGCCGGCACGCAGCGGCGCCAGCGUCGAGUGCUAGACACGAGCAGCACGUACGUGCGAGGAGAGGAGAACCUGCACGGCUGGCGGCCGCGGGGAGACUCGCUUAUUUUCGAGCACCAGUGGGAGCUUGAGAAGAUCAAGCGCCUUGCGGACGUCGAAGCCACCCGACACAGGAUCCUGCUGGCGUCUAAGCUUGCUGCUGAUGCCCUGUACAAUAACAAACCUACACCUCCGCCUCCUGCCACCACCGUCGUCGCGCAUCAUCACGACUACACCAAAAGUGAAAAAGAAGUUGCGAAUCUCGCGGCUAAAGCCGCACAAAGUUCCCCGGUACGCAUGGCGAGUCUCACCAGUAACGGGUCCGUAGACUCCGAGAACCUGACGGAGGCGCAGAAGCAGCUCCUUAUGAAGUACGUGCGCCUCAUGCAAGGGCGCCCCGCCCAAGAGCCGCCCCUUGAGGCGCCCACCACGCCCUCUGAUGAGAAGGACACAGACUCGACGCAGAUGCCGGUGUCGGAGGCUCAGUGGAAGGGAUACCUUAACGUGCUCGACAACCGCACCAACACUUGGGUCAAGCGAUGGGUGCUGACGUGUGACUGCGNCUUCAGCGAGGCCUACAAGUAUGGGCCUGAGGCCAACCGCAUCACCGGCGUCUACGAGGCCUACCUCAAACGGGCCUCUGAGGCCGGCACGCAGCGGCGCCAGCGUCGUGUGCUGGACACGAGCAGCACGUACGUGCGAGGAGAGGAGAACCUGCACGGCUGGCGGCCGCGGGGAGACUCGCUUAUUUUCGAGCACCAGUGGGAGCUUGAGAAGAUCAAGCGCCUUGCGGACGUCGAAGCCACCCGACACAGGAUCCUGCUGGCGUCUAAGCUUGCUGCUGAUGCCCUGUACAAUAACAAACCUACACCUCCGCCUCCUGCCACCACCGUCGUCGCGCAUCAUCACGACUACACCAAAAGUGAAAAAGAAGUUGCGAAUCUCGCGGCUAAAGCCGCACAAAGUUCCCCGGUACGCAUGGCGAGUCUCACCAGUAACGGGUCCGUAGACUCCGAGAACCUGACGGAGGCGCAGAAGCAGCUCCUUAUGAAGUACGUGCGCCUCAUGCAAGGGCGCCCCGCCCAAGAGCCGCCCCUUGAGGCGCCCACCACGCCCUCUGAUGAGAAGGACACAGACUCGACGCAGAUGCCGGUGUCGGAGGCUCAGUGUGAGCCGAGCCUUGUCCCCGCUGUGGUUGAGCCGGACGAGCAGAUCCCACUAGGUGGUUCAGCGAGCCUGCAGCAGCACGAGCAGCAGCUGCAGCAGAAGUCUGCUCGUGAUUCUGCUCCUCCUUCACCCGACGACUCUCGCACCUCCUCGCCGCUCGUUGGCAUGCAAGGACCACAGUUUAUUUGCGAGGUGGAAGAAGUUCGCAUCUCGCCCGUGGUGUCCAGGAAAGGAUACCUCAACGUCCUCGACAACCGCACCAACUCUUGGGUUAAGCGCUGGGUGUGCCCAACUCGUUCAGGUGAGCACCAGGAGGUGAUGCUCAGAGUGCCCAACUCGUUCAGGGUGAUGACGAAGCAGCGAGGUUAUCUGCUGCAGACGCUCAGCGACCGCGACAUGCAGGACUGGCUGUAUGCCAUCAACCCGCUGCUGGCCGGACAAAUACGGUGA
Molecule: messenger RNA, 5478 nt
Organism: Hyalella azteca
Lineage: Eukaryota; Metazoa; Arthropoda; Malacostraca; Amphipoda; Hyalellidae
Product: kinesin-like protein unc-104
Biological process (GO): cytoskeleton-dependent intracellular transport; microtubule-based movement; vesicle-mediated transport
Cellular component (GO): microtubule; kinesin complex
Molecular function (GO): microtubule binding; plus-end-directed microtubule motor activity; ATP binding
Source: RefSeq, a predicted model, not a curated record